AUGAUGAGGUUCAUUUCAGUAUCAAUGUAUAUAUAAGGAUGAAGUGCUGUGUGCAAGUUCGACAGUUGUGCCGUUACGUCCAGCAACACAAACGCUAUUAUACCUGCGCUCUUGCCAGGGAGAAUUCAACUGCAAACAUGGCAAAACUGAGUUUUCUGCUACUAAUAGCGUUAUGCUGUACAAUAGUCACCAAAGCCCAAGUCCCAAAGCCAGCACCGCCAACCCAUUGGAACUAUCAACAUCCGAAUGAAUGGAAGGAACAUUUCUCAUCUUGCGGAGGGGAGCAUCAAUCGCCCAUCAACCUCGAGCUGAGCAAAGCCGCUGCUGUCGAUUAUCCCAGAUUCAGUUUGAACAACUACGACCAGGUCUUCCCCGAAAUGGUGACCAACAACGGUCACACAGUCAUGAUGCGUGUGGAGAGUGGGGGCAAAACCGCUGAAGAGUUGCCGUUCAUUACCGGUGGAGGAUUAACAGACCGUUUCAAUUUUUUCCAACUCCAUUUUCAUUGGGGUAAAGACACGCUGAGAGGCAGCGAGCAUUACAUCAAUAAUCGACAAUAUCCAGCCGAACUGCACAUUGUCCACUACAACGCUAAAUACGGAAGCUUUAACGACGCUGUCGUUCAUCCGGACGGAUUAGCCGUCUUGGGAAUUAUGAUGGAGUUGGAGGCUAGAGAUAACAUUGCCUUCCGCCACUUGGAACAUUUCGACGAAAUUAUCAACCCCGACGCGGCUAAAAAGAGUGUCUUGUCCUAUUCCUUUCCGCUGAUGGAUCUUAUUCCCGACCGAACCGGAAGCUUCUACCGAUACAACGGCUCGCUGACUACUCCCGGCUGUAACGAGGACGUCAUCUGGACGGUUUUCGACACCCCGAUCGGUAUUUCCGAACGCCAGUUGCGCAUCUUUCGAAAGUUACACGACACUGAAGGCCAUGAGAUGGAGGAUAAUUUCCGUCCAGUUCAAGAGUUGCACGAUAGAGUGCUUACUUACCGCCCGGAAGAUCCCAACAUGGACGAAUAAUUUCUUUCGUAUAUUUAAUUUUGGAGGAUUGUUGAUUCCCGUUUGCUGUUAUAGGCCUACUUACUACGCAAGACGAUCCGUGGCAAUCGCUAAAUUGUGAAUAAAGAUCAAAUUCUGUUGUAUGAAUUAAAAUAAUACAGCCUAUCAUUAACAAGAAAA
Messenger RNA from Daphnia pulex (common water flea), 1178 nucleotides. RefSeq names its product putative carbonic anhydrase 3. Lineage: Eukaryota; Metazoa; Arthropoda; Branchiopoda; Diplostraca; Daphniidae. The transcript is spliced from 7 exons. Gene Ontology annotation, cellular component: plasma membrane. Gene Ontology annotation, molecular function: zinc ion binding; carbonate dehydratase activity. The coding region runs from base 39 to 1019 and encodes 326 amino acids. The record is from RefSeq and is a predicted model, not a curated record.